This is a messenger RNA of Synchiropus splendidus (mandarinfish), 1660 nucleotides long. RefSeq names its product SH3 and SYLF domain containing 1 (gene sh3yl1). Gene Ontology annotation, molecular function: protein binding; phosphatidylinositol binding. Lineage: Eukaryota; Metazoa; Chordata; Actinopteri; Syngnathiformes; Callionymidae. The coding region runs from base 158 to 1318 and encodes 386 amino acids. Gene Ontology annotation, cellular component: ruffle membrane. The transcript has 11 exons. The record is from RefSeq and is a predicted model, not a curated record.
GGAAAAAAACACUUGUGUUCAAGGCCAGUGCUCUUCAGAACAACAAAUAAGUUCGGCCUCUUGUUGGACCUGAUCAUCUGGUUCUGGAUCCAUCGGCAGCUGCAGAACAUUCCCGACUGACAGCUCAUCUACAUGCGGAAACAUUUCCGGACAACAAAUGAGUAACCCAAUCCCAUCCAACCUAAAGUCAGAGGCUAAGAAGGCUGCCAAAAUCCUCCGCGACUUCACGCAGAUCUCCAACCGGAAUGGACCCGACAAACUCAUCCCAGCGCACGUCAUAGCAAAGGCCGAGGGUCUGGCCAUCAUCUCUGUCAUCAAGGCAGGUUUUAUGAUCACAGCACGUGGUGGCAGUGGAGUCGUCAUCGCCCGUCUGGCUGAUAGGCGAUGGUCAGCGCCGUCAGCCAUUGGCAUUGCUGGACUUGGAGGAGGCUUUGAGAUUGGUGUUGAGGUUUCAGACCUAGUCAUCAUUCUGAACCAGCGUCGAGCUAUUGAGGCAUUCACCAAGGGUGGAAACCUAACUCUUGGUGGGAACUGCACUGUUGCUGUCGGUCCGAUGGGAAGGAAUGUGGAGGCUGAUGUGGCGGUGCGCAGCACUGCUGCUGUCUUCACCUACUGCAGGUCCAGAGGUUUGUUUGCCGGCAUCUCAUUGGAAGGAUCCUACCUGGUGGAACGCAAGGAAACCAACCGCAAGUUUUAUACCCGGGACAUCAGGGCAUCUGGGAUUUUGAACGGAGAUGUGGAGCCACCACCAGAAUGCUACGACCUCUACAAGGUUCUGGACGAGUACACAGCGGCCUAUGUUGCUGACUGGAGUGAAAAGAACAUUCACCCAAAAUCACUACCACCGUCCAGACCGGCAGCUCCCCCUCAAAGACCACCAAGCAGUUACCAGAAGGCCCAACAUGGAAGAAGUAGCUACCAGCAGGCCCCGCCCACGAGCUACCACCAGGCUCCCACAAACUCUGGUGCGGCCGCAGCAGCAGCAGCUGUUUCAUCUGCAAGAAGUAAAAACGCACUUUAUCCCAGCAUCUCUAUUUACAAAUCUGAGACGUCAGAAAACUUUUCCUCGAGGGCUUCGAACUUUGGGGGAGCAGUCGCAUCAGCAGCGUCAGCAUCUGCUGCUGCAGGUGCAGAUGGUGGUCUGCUGGUCGCCACAGCAACACAUGCUUUCACAGGACAGCAGCCCGGUGACCUCAGCUUUGCUCCCGGUGACACUAUCACUGUGAUAACCAAGACAGAAUCUCAGUAUGACUGGUGGGAGGGGCAAACCAGCGAUGGCCAGGUCGGCAUCUUUCCAGCCAAUUUUGUCACUCUCUGAAACCAGCUGGGCCACGCUCUGCUUUCCCUGUUUCCCUGCCCUUCCCUUCCUUGAAUUGGACCUGGGCUUCCUCUACUGAAAAGAUCUGUUCUGCUCCUCUGUCGCCCUCUGCUGGAAAUAUAGUGAACGUCAGCUCCACAAUUCAUCACGGAUUAUCCAAGAUACUUUUAAUUCAAUAGACACGCAGAUAACGUUGUCGGAAUGCAUUUUAUAAGCAUAUAAAUAAACAGUAGGAUUCAAAAUGAGACUAGAAGUGCCUUGUUUUAUUUUUGAUAUGUACUGUCAAGGAAUAAAACCAACUACAAUGUAACGACAAACAUUUCUUUAAUUAAAGACAAAAAA